Molecule: messenger RNA, 1824 nt
Organism: Metarhizium acridum CQMa 102
Lineage: Eukaryota; Fungi; Ascomycota; Sordariomycetes; Hypocreales; Clavicipitaceae
Source: RefSeq, a predicted model, not a curated record
AUGUCGACGAUCCAGCAGCUCAAGAACUUUAUCCGCCAUGGCAAACAAGCUCGCAAUGUUAAUGUAGACGACGAGCCCUUGAGGAAGAAUGAUGUACCACCUGCUCCCGCUGCAAACCAGGAGAAAAUGAACAUCUCCGACCCCGUCCUACACCAACAGCUUCCUCACAAAGAGCCACUCGAGGCCUACUCAGAGGCGUCGGGAGAUGCCCAGAACCUAGCUGCUCAAGCCCACGCCGCUGCCGCCCACCACGUUGAGCUCGCUCAAGAUAUCAACGCCAAAGCGUGUGGCACUUCCAAGAAACGCGUCGACGAUGCUAGCCUGGCCAAACUUGUUGCCGAGGAAAACGCAAGCAGGGCCAAGUUCCCUAGAUAUCCCGGUCUAGAACGAUGGGAGCUGAUCGAAAAGAUGGGCGACGGUGCGUUUAGCAACGUAUAUCGCGCCCGCGACUUGCAAGGCGACGCUGGUGAAGUUGCCAUCAAGGUCGUUCGUAAAUAUGAAAUGAAUAGCAUGCAACGUUCGAAUAUAUUGAAAGAGGUCCAGAUUAUGCGCCAGUUAGAUCAUCCGAACAUUAUUAAGCUCAUCGAUUUUUCCGAAUCCAAGCAAUAUUACUACAUUGUUCUUGAGCUCGCUCCUGGUGGCGAGUUGUUCCAUCAGAUUGUCCGCCUCACGUACUUUAGCGAGGAGUUGUCUCGCCACGUAAUUGUUCGUGUUGCCCGAGCGUUGGAGUACUUGCACGAGGAGAAGGGAGUCGUUCAUCGUGAUAUCAAGCCUGAGAACAUCUUGUUCAACCCGAUACCUUUCAUCCCCUCCAAAGUCCCGAAACCAAAGCAACCGGGUGAUGAGGACAAGGUGGAUGAGGGCGAGUUUCUUCCUGGAAUAGGCGCAGGGGGCAUCGGUGAGAUCAAGAUUGCCGAUUUUGGCUUGUCAAAGAUCGUUUGGGAGAGUCAGACUAUGACGCCUUGUGGCACCGUUGGUUACACAGCCCCCGAAAUCGUCAAGGAUGAACGAUAUUCCAAGUCGGUUGAUAUGUGGGCCCUCGGAUGCGUAUUGUAUACCCUGCUCUGCGGGUUUCCCCCAUUCUAUGACGAGAGCAUCGAGGUCCUCACCGAAAAAGUGGCCAAGGGACAAUAUACUUUCUUGUCACCGUGGUGGGACGAUAUUUCCCAAUCCGCCAAAGACCUCAUCACCCACUUAUUGACUGUCGAUCCGGAUAAGCGAUACACCAUUCGUGAGUUCCUUGCCCACCCGUGGAUUCAGGGUACUGGACCAACUCCUAGCGAGGAGAGGAGGAAGUCGGAGGCUGUUCUCCGAGGCUUUGAUGCCAGCAAGCUGGACGAGGUGGGCAAGCGGUAUGACUUCCGGUCACCUGGUGCUGUCAACUUGCGCGAGGUGUUUGAUGUGAGCUAUGCUGUCCAUCGUCAAGAAGAAGAGGGCAAGAGACGUGCUCAAGUCGGAGCUCGAGCCGGCGGCAUGGGCAAGCCUUUGAGUGGCUUGGAUGAAGAAGAUGAGGAGGCCGACGAGAUGCAAGUUGACCAGCAAGCUCAGAAUAAGGCCCCCAACAACGCGACCCGUGCCCUUGAACAAAGCAUGCGGAAUACCAAUAUUCGAGAUCAAGAAGCCCAUGUUCGGGGACGGGAACGUGAACGCGCGCCUGCGCCUGCGCCUGAGAGGGGGUAUGGCCAGCAUUCGGCAGCCGUGACCGCUGCAGCUAGACAACAGGUUCGAGACCGAAAUCGACAAAAGGGCGCGUUCGAGCUGAAUCUUGACAAUGCAACACUACUUGGCAAACGAGGCAAAAAGAUUUCCGCCAUGGGCGCAUAA